AUGGCCUCCACCCAUGCCUCGCUCGAUGCGGCAGCGGCAGAGCGCAAAGCUCGUCUUGCGAAGCUUGCAUCGUUGAAACGGAAGAAGCCAGAAUCAGAGCCCCAGGCAGAAGCUCAAGCUCAAGAUGAGAUGAAGGAGGAUACCUUCGAUGAGGUCGCAACAAAAUAUCUCUCGGGAAGGAAUUAUGACGCGGAGACCCGUGGCCCAAAGUUGGGUUUCGAUCAAUCCCCACUCGACGGACAGGCUACGUUGGAAGCACAAGCCGCCGAAAUAGCGAAAGCAACGGCAGAGCAGGCGAAAAAGGAUGACGAGGGGGGACCAGCCGAUCGAUCUAUUCAAGCUACAGCCCAAGAAGCCCAACUGGGAUCUCAAACGGGAUCUUAA
Messenger RNA from Aspergillus tanneri, 384 nucleotides. RefSeq names its product CCDC12/cwf18 family protein. Bases 1 to 384 code for a protein of 127 amino acids. NCBI's taxonomy places the organism in Eukaryota, Fungi, Ascomycota, Eurotiomycetes, Eurotiales, Aspergillaceae. The transcript has a single exon. The record is from RefSeq and is a predicted model, not a curated record.